CACUCAGAGAUGCAUUCAGUUUACUUUACGCUCCAAGUAUUGACAAUGUUUUUAGCCAAGUUCUUAUCAGUUUUGCUUAUCGCUUGUGCCCUGGCACAAGCUUUGCCACUGGAUGAUUUUAGCAGUGAAGAUGAUCGCAUUAAUGAAAUCAGCGCCGAACUCGGUCGUAAACUGAUCUUGCCCAACGUUGAUCGUCUUUUCAGCAGUGCCGAGGAUCGGGAGUCAACAAAACAACGCGAAUCCCCAUCGAAUAACAUCAAUAGAAAGUUGACAGAGACCACGAAGAGUUCGAAGCAUGCUCAUGGCAUGAUCACAUCGAUGCUCAGCUUCGUUAGCAGUGUACUUAAUUUUGGCAAGACAAUUAUACGUAAUGAAUAAUAAAGUUAUUUUAAGAAUGUACAAUUAAA
Drosophila albomicans is the source of this 407-nucleotide messenger RNA. RefSeq lists its product as uncharacterized. The transcript is spliced from 2 exons. Lineage: Eukaryota; Metazoa; Arthropoda; Insecta; Diptera; Drosophilidae. Bases 10 to 378 code for a protein of 122 amino acids. The record is from RefSeq and is a predicted model, not a curated record.